This is a messenger RNA of Pecten maximus, 3589 nucleotides long. Its product is annotated as coiled-coil domain-containing protein 47-like. Bases 43 to 1470 code for a protein of 475 amino acids. The transcript has 14 exons. Gene Ontology annotation, cellular component: endoplasmic reticulum. Gene Ontology annotation, biological process: endoplasmic reticulum calcium ion homeostasis. NCBI's taxonomy places the organism in Eukaryota, Metazoa, Mollusca, Bivalvia, Pectinida, Pectinidae. The record is from RefSeq and is a predicted model, not a curated record. Gene Ontology annotation, molecular function: calcium ion binding.
UCUCCUCUGUUAUCAGAACGAGGCAGGCUUCUCUCGACGUUGAUGAAAAACAUGAAGAGUUUCACUUGCUGCCUGGUAUUGACUUUUAUCCUUGUUACUGGGAUAAUCACAGUCAAAUCAGGAAACCCUCACGAUGCUGACAUAGAGGACAAUGAUUUUGCAGAAUUUGAGGAUUUUGAAGAUGUUGAAGUGUUGGAGGACGGAGACAGGGCUGAAUUUCCUGAGGAUGUUGAAGUUCAGCAGCAGAAAGAAGGAGAUGUUGAGGGAGAGGAUGAAGACGACAGUACUAUAGAGACUGAAGACGAUGAUGAUGAGUUUGAUCACUUCACAGAUGAAGAUGAGUUCAUUGGAUUUGAUAAAAGUCAAAGUCCAAGCUCAGGAAAGUCUAAAGAUCUUCCUGAUUUGAAAAUGGCCAAGGUGCCUGGUCAUUUGCGUACAAACUGGGACAGUUUCUACAUGGAGAUCCUGAUGCUGGCUGGUCUUGCUGUUUACUUCCUCAACUUCAUCCAUGGUAAAAACAAGAACCACAAGUUAGCCCAGGCCUGGCUUCAGUCUAACCGUGAGCUGCUGGAGGGUAACUUCCAUAUUGUUGGUGAUGACGGAUCCACGAAAGAGGCCCAGGCAGGUACCCUGAUGAAGGAGUCGGAGAAUGUGUAUGCACUCUGGUGCAGUGGACGUACUGCUCUAGAGGGGAUGUUGGUGGAGCUUAGAUUACUGAAGAGGCAGGAUCUUAUCAGUACAAUGACCAAUAUGUUUAAACCAGCCUCAGAUCAAAUAUUGGUGACGAUAGACCUAGAUAAGAAUGUUAUGGACAAGUUUGUAUUUGCCAUCGCUACAAAGAGGAGCUGUUCCAAGUUACACAAAGAGAUGAUAGAUUUGAGUCAGUUUACAGAAAAGAAGAAUUUAGAUAGAUAUACUGAUCUUCCAAACUCGUACCAACUACUGAGUGAGGUGGGAGAGGCAUCUAAUGCUCUUUUAGAUAAAAAGGUUUGCCAGGUGCUGACCAAGUUUGAAGGUCUGGUAGAGUUUAUGCAUUUCUCUGACCAGUUCUGUGGGGCUAAAUCACAAGAUGAGUCCCAAACUACGAAAAUGCCUGAAGUUAAACCUGUAAUGAUAUUUUGCUUUAAUGUACCAGGCAAAGGUAAAAGUAAGCCUGCAGAUAUGGAGCAUAUGAAACCCUUACUACAGCUAGUCUUUUACUGUCUGGAGAAAGUCAGUCGCCUGCAGUUAGGAAAGGAGGCAAGAAACAAGUCAGAAAAGAAUAGGAAGAAGGCAGAAGAACAAUUCCUGAAGGCGGCUCAUUCUCAGCUUCAGGAGGCAGCACAACUUCGCCGUGAGGAGAAACGACGACAAGAAAAAGAACGAAUGAUGAAUGAAGAGGAUCCUGAUAAAACGAGGAAGUGGGAGGAGAGAGAAAGUCGGAGAGAAAUGAAGAGGAAACAACCAAAAAUGAAAAUGAUGAAGAUCUGAUUUUGGAUGUGUUAUCGGGAUGUUGAUGUAACAAGUUGGAAGAAAUAUGGAAAAAACCUGUCCAGUUGAAAGUGUUGUGUGUAAGGAUGAUACACCAAUUUUUGUUGCAAUCCAUUAAUUCUUAAGAUUUAUAAACUAUGAAUAGAAGUCGGUAAUAAUUAUUUGUUAGAGCCAAUAUUCCUUAAAUGUGGUUUGGUAUUAUAGGUUUUCAUCCAAUCCUUUGAUUUCAUCUUCCCAGAAACUUUCUUUAUGAUGAUGUUUCAAAGCCAAAAUUUCAACCAAUAUAUAAAUUUCUGCAAAGCAGGAUUACGAGUAUUUUAAAUGCCACAUUUUUGGUGGUAGAAAAUACACCCUUUAUUACUUUUGUCAAAUCAUUCCACAUCAUUGUAUUUCCAGGAGAUCAUGUAGAUCCAAUAGACCGCUUGUUAUAUAGUACACCUCAUCCCACCUUCCUUUAUACAGAUCACAUUGUCUUUACAAGGGAGACAACUUUAUGCAGGAAAUAAUUUACUCUUAUGUUUUCAUACAGAUCAAUGUUAGAUACAAAGCCACUCUAUAUAUCACAUGACAUUUUGAUGAACUUCUUAAUUUUCACAGAAUUGAUGUAAAUUUUUGCAUCUUGCUUCCAUAACUGAUUUAGUUUUUUGAGGUAUUUUUUUGUGGUAUAUUUACCAAUAGUCAGAUUGUCCAGGUAAUUUAAUUAUGAUUCAGCCAUGUCUGCACAGCAUAAGAAACCCAUCCCACACGUACAUGUCCUAACUGUACCAACACUGGAUGAACAAAUAUCACAUUUCCCUUCCUCAUAUAUAUGUACCUUAACAUAACAAUCUAGCGGGGGUUCUCAUUGGAGUAAUAAAAUACCAAUCCAUGUUUCACAGUUUGAUAUUUUGCAGUCAUGCAAGUACAGCAUGUACCAGCAAAAAUUUCCAGUUUUUCAGUGCAAUUAUAAAACUAAUAAAUUUAUAUCAGGUUGUUUCUGUGCAAAAGAAGACCUUGUAUUCGGUUUCACAUUUAAAUCUAUGCUGGUAUGUUUGCUGUAAUUUAAGAUUAGAUAUGUUUUCCAUAACUCCCAUAUAAGUUAUACCAAUCAUUUGAGUUGGCAAAAAUGUGUUUUGUUUCAGUUUGAUGUUGUGAAUGAGUGGUUGGUGUGCUGUCUUUUGUAAAGUCAAAUUUGCAUAAAAUGUUUACGAGAUUUUGAUAUAAAAAAAUCUUUUUAUUUAAAAACUGUAAUAUUAAAACUGUAUAUAUUUAUGUCAUAUACUUUACAUAUAAUAAUAAUAAUCAGGAUUAGAAAUUAAUAAAAUCUUACCGGGUAAGUUUGUAGGACAUCUGAUACAGUUUAACCGAGGAUUGAAUUGUUGAACCAUGCCUUAUUAGCUCACCUGGUCCAGGUGAGCGAUACAGGCCCUCUGGGCCUCUUGUAUAAUUAUAGACUAUAAUUUAUCAGAUAUCGAUAAAGUUACUGCGUGUUUCAAAUACUCUCAGAAAUUGUCAUCUGAAAUUAUAAUUAUGCGAGGAUAUACAUUCAAUAUGCAAAUAAUUUUAAUGUCGUAGCUUUACUUAACAUGUAUUUCAAUAGUUUCAAGAUAAUAUCAUAAACUUUGAUAUCUCAAAAGUUCCAAAUACAAUGUACUUGUAUGCAGUCCUGGUGGCACCAGAUUAACAGUAUUUAGUUACCAUGGUAACACUGCACAUGAUUUACAAAAAUACCUUAUAUUAUUUGCUUUACACUUGAAUGAGAACAGUUUGUGUUGGGUAGAUAUACCUAUUACUGGCUGGGCUGAUUGGAUACACAUGUGAUUUGUUACUUAAUUUGUCUGUCGAUGAAUGAGACAACAUAUUGAUGAUAAUGAUGUUUAUAAAAUAGAAAAAUAAUUUAUUCAUAUUGUGUCACAUGUACCAGAAAACUAGAAUAUUUCAAGGACAUUCUCCAUCAGAUUUUUGGGGUGUAAUAAUUAAUUAUGCUGUUCUAGUCUGUACUAGUAUUUUCUUAUGUUUCUAUCUAGCCAGCUCAGUAAAUGUUUUUAAAAAGUGUGUUCAACUUUAUAUUAUCUGAAUCACUACAGUUUUGUGGCAUUAGAAAUGUCUAUUUGAGGUAAUAAAACAUGUCAUUACUGGA